CUACAGCACACUAAGUACAAACACCCAUCUUACUGGUUUUUCUUGUUUUCCCACAAAUAACAUAUUUCAUGUUUAUCCUAGAUAAUGUCUUCAAUGUCACUUCCAUAUUAACUCUAGACAGUUAACACCAUUUCUUCUUCCAUUGUUGUUUGUUUAGAGGGAGCUUGAGCGAAGCACAGCAUUGAAGGGAAAUGAACUUAAUUUUGAGGCUAUGGUCUCUUAACAAGCACAACCACUGGCUAUUCAAGUUAGCAGUUGCUAUUCUCUCGAUGUGUCUUGCUUUUAGGCUCUUCUUCUAUCAAUCUACGAGAUUUGAACCCAAUUUGGAUGACCCUUUUGCUGAUAAAACUGAAGUGUCAAAGCCACCUCUUCCUGUUGAUAUUCGGAAGCCGCAUAUUGCUGUUGACAUUGCUGUAGAUAUUCCAAAACCAACUCUUUCUGCUGAUGGGCCACAACCUGAAGAGGUGGAGGCGCCCAAAAAUGAACAUAAUGCUGGGAAGUGUGAUCUUUUUGUUGGAGAUUGGAUUCCCAACCCGUCAGGACCGAUUUACACAAAUGCUAGCUGCCCUUUGAUUGAUGGUCACCAGAAUUGUAUGAGGAAUGGGAGACCGGAUUCAGGUUAUCUAUUCUGGAGGUGGAAUCCACGAGAUUGUGAAUUACCACCAUUUGAUGCACGAAGAUUUAUUGAGUUAAUGCGGAAUAAAUCAUUGGCAUUGAUUGGUGAUUCAAUAUCUCGCAACCAUGUGCAGUCAUUGCUAUGCAUGCUCUCCACAGUUGAGCAAGCAGUCGAAGUUUAUCAUGACGAGGAAUACAAAUCAAAAAGAUGGCACUUUCCUUCCUACAACUUCACCGUAUCAAAUAUCUGGUCCCCCUUCCUUGUUGAGGCAGCAAUCUUUGAAGAUAGUGAUGGUGUAUCAACAGCUGAAGUUCAGCUGCAGCUUGAUAAACUUGAUAAGAAUUGGACAAAUUUAUACCAGGAUUUGGAUUACGCUAUUAUCUCAACUGGAAAAUGGUUUCUUAAAGCUGCAAUCUAUCAUAAGAAUGACACAGUAGUGGGCUGCCAUAUAUGUCCUGGAAAGAACUUUACAGAGAAGGGAUUUGUCUUUGCUUAUGAGAAAGCCCUCCAUUAUGCGAUGGACUUCAUAGCAACAUCCAACCAUAAAGGGUUGAUCUUUUUUAGGACAUCAACUCCUGAUCAUUUUGAGUAUGGAGAAUGGCAUAAUGGAGGCACUUGUCCAAAAACAAGGCCUGCUAAAGAGGGUGAGAUGCAGUUGAAGGACUUGAGCAGGAUUCUGCGUGACACUGAAUUAGCAGAGUUUGAGAGGGGAUCAGCAAAAGCAGCUGAAAACGGAGUAAAUCUUAAACUUCUCGACUUCACAAAUCUUUUAGUAUCAAGGCCUGAUGGGCAUCCAGGUCCAUACAGACAUUUCUAUCCAUUUGCUGAGGAUAAAAAUGCCACAGUUCAGAAUGACUGUCUACAUUGGUGCUUGCCUGGGCCAAUUGACUACUGGAAUGAUGUGAUAAUGGAGAUGGUAGUUAAUAGUUGAGAGAAAUCAGCAAGAGUUCUUUGGGGAAAAAAAAAUUCAGCAAGAGUUAAAAAGGACUAAACCUGCUGCUUCUUGUCCUAUAACUUUGAAUUAUAUACGAUUACUGGUGAUGUUUUCCCCUGGAAGUCACAGAUGAUGGCAGCUUUCCGACCCCGUAAUAGCCAAACCCGCAUGGCACAGUUCAUAGCUUUCUUCUUUUUAGGCUGGAGGAUGUCUAUCUUCGGUGUUCAUUUGUUACUUUUUUAGUGGAUUUUCACCAUUCAAUAUAUGUACCAUUUGUGACCUUA
Manihot esculenta (cassava) is the source of this 1834-nucleotide messenger RNA. RefSeq names its product protein trichome birefringence-like 23. Gene Ontology annotation, molecular function: O-acetyltransferase activity. Gene Ontology annotation, cellular component: Golgi apparatus. Bases 192 to 1547 code for a protein of 451 amino acids. The record is from RefSeq and is a predicted model, not a curated record. NCBI's taxonomy places the organism in Eukaryota, Viridiplantae, Streptophyta, Magnoliopsida, Malpighiales, Euphorbiaceae. The transcript is spliced from 3 exons.